This is a messenger RNA of Acomys russatus (golden spiny mouse), 1309 nucleotides long. It is a transcript of the gene Rlig1, whose product is annotated as chromosome 31 C12orf29 homolog. The record is from RefSeq and is a predicted model, not a curated record. NCBI's taxonomy places the organism in Eukaryota, Metazoa, Chordata, Mammalia, Rodentia, Muridae. Gene Ontology annotation, biological process: response to reactive oxygen species. The coding region runs from base 88 to 1065 and encodes 325 amino acids. Gene Ontology annotation, molecular function: RNA ligase (ATP) activity. The transcript has 7 exons.
UGGACCGUGUAGAGUUCACCCUUUGGUGCUGCAGGGUUUCCUCCGCCCGCGACCCAGCGCAGUGGAGACACGUUGCGCGUGGGCACCAUGAGCCGCCUGGGCUCAGUGCAGCGGAAGAUGCCGUGCGUGUUUGUGACAGAGGUGAAAGCUGAGCCCUCGGCCAAGCGGGAGCAUCAGCCAUUUAAAGUUUUGGCAACUGAAACUCUGAGCGAAAAGGCGCUAGAUGCAGAUGUGUACAAUGCAAUUGCAACAGAAAAAGUGGAUGGAACGUGUUGUUAUGUUACUAACUACAAAGGUCAGCCAUACCUUUGGGCUCGACUAGAUAGAAAACCUAACAAGCAAGCUGACAAAAGAUUUAAAAAAUUUCUACAUUCUAAAGAGAGCUCAAAAGAGUUUCUUUGGAACACUGAGGAAGAUUUCAAGCCUGUCCCAGAGUGCUGGAUACCAGCAAAGGAAAUAGAAAAACAGAAUGGGAAGCCAGUACCUGAUGAAAAUGGACACAUACCUGGUUGGGUACCAAUAGAAAGGAACAGCAAGCAAUAUUGCUGGCACUCGUCUGUAGUUAACUAUGAGUUUGGAAUUGCCCUGGUUUUAAGGCACCAUCGUGAUGAUCCUGGACUUUUGGAAAUUAGUGCCAUACCUCUGUCAGAGCUUUUAGAGCAAACUCUGGAGCUGAUAGGAACAAAUAUCAAUGGAAACCCAUAUGGACUAGGAAGCAAGAAAUACCCACUACAUUUUCUUAUACCACAUGGAGCAUUCCAAGUCAGAAAUCUGCCAACACUGAAACACAAUGACCUGCUGUCCUGGUUUGAAGACCGCAGAGAGGGUAAAAUUGAAGGGAUUGUAUGGCAUUGCGGUGAUGGCUGUUUAAUUAAGGUCCAUCGCCACCAUCUUGGUUUAUGCUGGCCACUUGCAGAUACUUAUAUGAAUUCCAAACCUGUUAUUAUUAACAUGAACCUCAACAAAUGUGACUGUGCUUUUGAUAGUGAGUGCUUGUUUAAUCAGUUUUCAAAAAUAGAUAAGCAGAAAUUUGAUAGGCUCAAAGAUAUAAUACUUGAUGUAUAAAAUGGAAGUACAGUUGGAAACAGUCUGCCAUGUUUACAAAGAUUAAGAGUUUCAAUUUAAUUUUGCUAGCUAUUUGACAAGACAUGUCAUAAAUUCUAACUAUGAAUAUCUUAACACAAAAAUAAGUAUAAAAUAAUUACACUAGAAAUUUCAAUGUUUAAAUGGUAAAUUGUUAUAAGCUUACCUUUAUGCUUUUAGAAAAUUUAAGACAUGAAAAUAGAAAUAUUUAUCAUAGCUCAUUGUG